AUGCCUGAUAUCGAAGCUCUGCGGACAGAAUGGAGGACAUUAUAUUCUAAGACCCUCCCCCAAAUGGCGAAAUCUAGAGAUCCCGCUCAAACUGUAUGGCCUGUGACUCUUGACCACUGCUUUGCCCGCAUCAUUCUCGACCGCGUAGUAGGCAAUGGUCAACAACAAUGGGACAUGGUAAUACAGAAACCAGCUAUAAGGAACAUGAACGAGCACCAAUUACGGGAUGCCAUCGCACUAGGGGAGAGGAUCCGAGCUGGACAAAUCAACCUUUCUAGCUUAGACGAGGCGAGCCUACUAUGCAGAGGCAAGAACGAAAGGAAAUACGCUAAAACAACUGCCAGUGACUCGGAGGCGGAAGCGCAAAGUCCUCACCCAGGCAAGUCAGGGUUAACUAAUGCUGGUUGUAAACGAACCAUAGGAGAGCUUGAUCCUCCUGCCCAAUCAUCAACAACAAAGAACAGAAAGACGGAGAAACACCAGUCAACUCUCAAUUUUUGGCGGGCUGAGGCUUCAACGAAAGUGGGUAGCACUUCGAACCUUGCAGAGGGGAACAGAACGUUAGCAAAGGCGAUUCAAGCAGACGAAGACGAGAUGAAGCGAACUUUACGUCGUAUCCAUGCCCAUCCCUCACUAAGUGCGUAUCGAAAGAAGCUCUAUGCUACCCUUCUUUCUGUCCCACGUGGACGCUACACGACCUACGCUGCAAUUUCUGAUUAUCUCAAGUCUUCAGCCCGUGCGGUUGGGAAUGGGAUGCGCAACAACCCUUUUGCUCCUGCCGUACCAUGUCACCGUGUUUUAGCAGCAGAUGGGAGUAUUGGCGGAUUUCAAGGUGACUGGGGAAGGGACGGGAAAUACGCCUCCAAGAAGGUUGAACUACUUCGGAGCGAAGGAGUCAAAUUCGAUGGACGUGGAAAGGUCCUCGGUGAGCCAUUUCGGGACUUUGAACAAGUGAGGCAGGUCGAGGACGGCAUCAUGUGGAACGACAACGGAGAGAGUGUUAGGCCAGGGCAACCACAACCCACUACCAGCUUUUAA
This is a messenger RNA of Fonsecaea multimorphosa CBS 102226, 1038 nucleotides long. RefSeq lists its product as uncharacterized. The record is from RefSeq and is a predicted model, not a curated record. The transcript has a single exon. Gene Ontology annotation, molecular function: methylated-DNA-[protein]-cysteine S-methyltransferase activity. Bases 1 to 1038 code for a protein of 345 amino acids. Gene Ontology annotation, biological process: DNA repair. Lineage: Eukaryota; Fungi; Ascomycota; Eurotiomycetes; Chaetothyriales; Herpotrichiellaceae.